Molecule: messenger RNA, 2495 nt
Organism: Hevea brasiliensis (rubber tree)
Lineage: Eukaryota; Viridiplantae; Streptophyta; Magnoliopsida; Malpighiales; Euphorbiaceae
Product: mitogen-activated protein kinase kinase kinase 3
Exons: 10
Coding region: 505-2001 (498 amino acids)
Biological process (GO): protein phosphorylation
Molecular function (GO): ATP binding; protein kinase activity
Source: RefSeq, a predicted model, not a curated record
AAGCAUAACUUAUUACAACAGUCCUGUCAUAAAUUCUGAGAGUUCAACUGAGCUUUCAUUUUCUGCAUACGGUGAAAUAACGGCAAGUUUUCCUACCUUGUUGAUUAGAAUGAAAAUGUAUUGUAAGCAUGUAUAUGAUAAUUUCAGUUCAUUUCAACCUUGAUCUUGAACUAUAUAGAAUCAUGGAGAGAAUGGCAGAGAGUCUCAAUCAUAUCUGAUAUAUCCAGCCGCCUAGCUGGCCCAGCUACCCCAUCUGCCAUUCACUCAAGUUGCUAUUGGUUCAUGAUGAAUAAAACUUUCUUCCAACUAGGCAAAACCUACUGUGGUGUGGUCUCUCUCCCUCUGUGACACGCGCAUGCACACACAAAUUCAUAAAUGCACAUCAAACAUGCGUAUAUGAUUGAGGACCAGAAGAGGGAAGACGCAAGAAGUAGUGGUCAGAUAUAGAGAGCUCAGCUCCAUCGAUCUGCUCCUAAUUCCAUUCAAUUCCUCUCUUGUGUGGCAAUGCCAGCUUGGUGGACAAGGACAAAGAACUCUCAAAGAGUUCAACGAGAUCAUAAACAGCACAACCAUGGCAAGAAGAAAGAACAAGAAGAUAAAUAUAGAAAAAAGCCAAAGAGUUUUGACGAAUCCAUACUUUUCGCUCACAACUAUUCAAGGAACAGUCUUGAUUUGAAAGCGUCUUCCCUUUCCAUCAGUGGGUCUUCCGUGUUUGCAGGUUUUGAUUCAGAUAUUGGAAUUGAGGUUGCAGAAAAGAAAGCUUACCCUUUGCCAAAACCUGCAUGUUCUCCUGAGCCAUCGAUAAAUUUCGAUAAAAAACUAGACUCUGAAGUGGCUUUGCAUUCAAGCAGCAGUUCGUCUUUAUCUUUAUCUUCUUCUAUUUCUUCCAAUGACGAAGGGGUUGAUGCUACUGUUAAUGAUCAUGGAGAUUUUGGUUCUUUCAGGGCAGUUGAAGAAACCAAUUACAACUCAUGGUUAAGAACUUCAUGUCCUGGAUCAAAGGCUUCCACUACACAGGCAUCACCUCUACCUCCAGUACUGUUGGAAUCCCCAUCUGAAAAGCAAGAAAGUCGGAGGCAUCCUUGUCAUCCAUUGCCCCUUCCUCCUGGUUAUCCUAAUAAAUCUUCCCAGAAUAUGCAGUCAAAUUGGAAGAAGGGAAAGCUUAUUGGCAGAGGGACAUUUGGCCUUGUUUAUGCUGGAUUUAACAGUGAAAAUGGACAAAUGUGUGCAAUAAAGGAAGUGAGGAUUAUUUCUGAUGAUCAGAAUUCAACUGAAUGUCUCAAGCAACUGAACCAGGAAAUUGCAUUGCUUAGUGAACUGUCUCAUCCAAAUAUUGUUCGAUAUUAUGGAAGCAAAAUGGUAGAAGAUAAACUGUCAGUCUACUUGCAGUAUGUUUCUGGGGGUUCAAUCCAAAAAUUGCUUAAUGAAUAUGGUCCAUUUGCGGAACCUGUUAUUCGAAGUUACACAAAGCAGAUUCUUUCUGGUUUAGCAUAUUUACACAAAAGGAAUACAGUGCACAGGGACAUUAAAGGCGCAAACAUACUAGUAGAUCCUAAUGGUGAAAUUAAGCUUGUUGACUUUGGCAUGGCCAAACAUACGAAAUCGGGUUCUUCAAUGCUUUCUUUUAAAGGAAGUCCUUACUGGAUGGCACCGGAGGUUAUAAUGAACACUAGUAGCUAUAAUCUUGCUGUUGAUAUAUGGAGCCUAGGAUGCACCAUUCUUGAGAUGGCAACAUCAAAACCUCCAUGGAGCCAGUAUGAGGGGGUGGCCGCAAUAUUUAAAAUUGCAAAUAGCAGUGAGAAUCCUGAACUUCCCAAUUACUUGUCAGAAGAUGCCCAGAAUUUUGUAAAACUUUGCUUGCAGAGGGAUCCAUCUGCACGUCCCACUGCUGUGCAACUGCUAAAUCAUCCCUUCAUCCAAAAUCAAGAUAUAGGAGAGGUUGCAAUUGCCAACUCUAAUGGUGAAGCCUUCUCUGCAUAUGGAAGACAUCCUACGGGAUGAAGUAUCAAUCUGUGACAGCUGCUUUCUCUCUUCCUGUUACCCUCUUGAAUGUCCAGCAGGACUCAUGGUAUUAGUUCCCAGUCACCAACCCGACAAUUCUGUGAAGACCACAGAGAACAAACCAGUGCGAAGCUUGCUAAUGAACUAAGAAUGCAAAGAGUUCUCACCUAAUCACUUCAAAUAUUAAAGUUGGGAUGAAUCCACCGCUUGACUAGUAACUCAUGGUGGGAUACCUGCCAUGUUGGUGGCCAGAGCUCAAAGUUCAAACGGGUAAAAUAUGUUUAGGAUGAAUUCGUCCUCUGCUUCUUAGCCUUCCCACCAAAUGGCCAUGUCCAUGUCCAGCUAACAUCUUGAAUAAACUUGACAAGUUUUGACAAACAGAAUUGAAAGAAUUCUGACAUUGAAAAAAUGUUGUGAAUAGAUACUCCAGUUUGAAUGAUUUUGUACAAAAGAUCUGUAUAAAGGAAAAUAAAAAUGUACAUAAUUUUCUUGUA